AUGGUGCGCUCGUUUCCAAAUAUUGUGGUGACUGGCACGCCAGGUACUGGCAAGUCCACCUUGGCCUCGCAGAUCUGCGAGACGUUUGCGAUGGAAAGUGGAGUGCAUCCCCUUCGGCAUAUUAACGUGGGCCCUCUUGUCAAAGAGAAAAGUUUUCAUGCAUCGUAUGAUCCUGAAUGGGACUCGUAUGAAGUGGAUGAAGACCAACUACUGGACUACCUAGAGCCGCUCACCGGUGGAACAGCGCCGGACUCGCUUGAAUCAGACCCAGAAGGCUGCGAGCAAGCGCGUGACGUGAGCGAAGACGACGAGACACGUGGUGGUCUUGUGCUUGACUGGCACACUUGCGAUGCAUGGCCUGAACGCUGGGUCGAUUUGGUAAUUGUACUCCGUUGUGACCACCAGUUGCUAUGGAAACGCCUGGAAAGACGAAACUAUUCGGAAAAGAAAAUUGCUGAGAAUAAUGAGGCAGAGAUCAUGGGCGUUGUGGCUGAAGAGGCUCGUGAGUCAUAUGCACCUGAAGCAAUUGUCACACUGCAAAGUGAAUCUGCCGAUGAAAUGGAGUCCAACGUAGAACGUAUCAUCCAGUGGAUUCAUGCGUGGCGUCAACAGCGCGGUUUGGAGUAG
This is a messenger RNA of Malassezia pachydermatis, 627 nucleotides long. Its product is annotated as p-loop containing nucleoside triphosphate hydrolase protein. Bases 1 to 627 code for a protein of 208 amino acids. The record is from RefSeq and is a predicted model, not a curated record. Gene Ontology annotation, molecular function: ATP binding; AMP kinase activity; ATP hydrolysis activity. Gene Ontology annotation, cellular component: cytoplasm; nucleus. The transcript has 3 exons. NCBI's taxonomy places the organism in Eukaryota, Fungi, Basidiomycota, Malasseziomycetes, Malasseziales, Malasseziaceae.